UACGUGGCAUUUAACGGAUAGUUGGACAGAUCUUAAUAAGAAUAUCAAAUUCUGUUACACAAAAAUAUAUGAACGAAAAAAUUUCGAUAAAAAAAAAUAAAAACUUCACAAUCACACGUGUGAGAAGUAUAAAAUAAAAAUUUUAAGUGAAUUUUAAAAUAAAUUUUAAAUAAAAUAUAGAAAAAUGUGAUAAUUAAAAUAUGAAAAUAAAUUUUAUAAAAAUUAUUAAAUAAAAUUAAAAUAAAAUUAUUUAAGAUGAAAACAUUAAUUGUUUUGUUUGUGAUAAAAGUGCUGCAGUUAAAGUGUAUGUGUUUUUGAAGGCCUUUUGAAAGGACCUUGUCAUGUGUGUUUUAUAAAUAAGGACCUUCUCCUAAUGUGUUCUUUGAGCCGUAUGUUUCCUUGAGUGCACGCUGUUCAUUCAUGUUGUAUUCAUCAUUUUGCAUAAAAUUACUUUAUAGAUCCAUACCUUCUUUCCUGAAUACUCAGAAGCUGAUAAAAAAAGUGAAAUUUUUUCUUCAAUAUUUACCUACAAAAGAUUUUGAAUCGGCAAAUAUUUACAUAUACUCAAAGUAUUGCAAAAGAAGCAAACAAAUCAAUAUGAAAUUCUUUUGAAAACUAAUAAUUCCAAAAAGACCCCAAAAACAGAUAUACAUAAAGGAAUAAUAAAACUAUAUCAAAAGAGGAAAAAUUCCAAGUGAAAUGUCUCAAUUUUAUGGCAACAGGAGAAUAAAGCAAAAAAACAACAUCUAUGCCCACAGACACGAUGACAACGAAACGUAUAAGUUUUCAGCAGCAGCAACAAGCACUACAAAAUUCCCAUCACCAUCAUCAUCAUCAGCAACAACGAAGACCACCUGACGUUGAAGAGGCUCUAUCAUCAAUGCUAUGGACACCAUAUGAACGUGCCUCAACAACAGAUACAUCAUCCGAUGACGAUGAUGAACAAUUGCAACGUCAAUUGAAAAAAUCUAAAAGUCAAUAUGAUUAUACGAGUGUACCAACUCAAAUACCCCCCUUAACACCACCACCACCGACGUCACUGCCACCACUCUCAUCACUAGGAGCAUUGACAGCACUGCCACCCACACAAUAUCCCCUAACGCCCACACACUUAACAGCAACAAAUAUUGUGGCAUAUAUAACAACAGCAACACCGGUAAGAGCAGCAGCAACAGCAGCUGUGGCAGCAACAAGUUUAAUAGCAACGUCGAGCGCAUAUUAUACAACAGAAGAUUUAUGUGAUCCAUCUGUAACAACACCAUUAGUGCCUUUUUCAAAUCUUAUGCUAAAUGCGCAUACAACAACAACGACAACAACAACACCCCAUACCCGUUUACUGAACAACACUGCCAUUACAGCUGAACAUGAUGAGGAUGACGAAAUUGAUGACGAUGACGUUGUAGAUGAUGACGAUGAUGUCAAUGUAAAUGUGGAUGAUACAUUUAAUGAUGUCUAUAAUAAUGAGAAUACAUUAGCAGCUACAAGUUCCUCUGCCAUGAUGACAAUGAUGUCAUCUUAUCAACAGAAAAAUCGCAUUUCCUAUCACUCUUCCUAUGGACGUAUACCAAAUCUUACCAAAUGGUGGUCUACCUCUAAUGCAGCAACCACGCAACAACCAGCUUCAUCAACUGCUCAUCAGCAAAGUUCUAUGGAAGCAAACUCAGCUGCAGCAGUAACACUCUUACCACCCCCACCACCUGCCACAGCUACCCUAACAGAUGAGACCAAUAAACAACCACCUUCGUACGAGUCCUUGUAUAAGAAAAAUUCUUUACGACCAUUACGUCAACGUCAACAUCGUUUGAACAAACAUUUGAAUUUAUUCAAACCCGUUUUGGAAACUUUAAAAGCAAAUGUGACAACAAUAACACAGGGUCGUCGUUUUUCCGCCCUUACACGACCGAAUCAUAAUAGAGUUACUAAUACUAACAACACCAACAACAACUCUAAUGCAAUAAACCCAACUACCCAUGCAGCACAACAACCAACAACUGUUGUUAGUAGAGAUACUACGGUAACAACAACAGCAACGAUAGCAGGAAUUACAAUUAGAAAUGAAAAUUGUAGCACGGAAAGUACAAGUAACAAUUUGGCUCAUUCAUUUACCGAUAAUUUUCUACAUGAGCACUGUCCUACAACUCAACAUGUUGCAGCAACACAUGUUGACAACGAGCAUAUCAUUAAUAAUAACAACAAUAAUAACAAUAACACCACAACAGAAAACAUAAAUGGUGAAACCCCAAUACAACAACAAGUACUGAUUCAUCAACCGAAACAUACACACGAACAAAUACAAGUUGAUGCGAAUACGAAAUCAAAACAAAACCAAGAAAACGAAAAUAAACAAAACAAUAAUUUCAUUAUUUGCCAGCAACAACAAAAACUUCAAAAACAGCUGCAAAAUACAAAAACAUACGAAGAGCAGACGAAAGAAAAAGAAACCUGCAAAAGAGAACAAGAGGAAAUGAACACAAAUGAAUUCACCACUGAUCACGCAGCGAAUGAAUACACAAUGAACUGUCGUGGAAAUGCACCACUAUACAAGACAACAACAAUUGCCAGCAACAAUAGUAACAACAUGACGGGCAGUUUAUUUUACGAUUCAUCGUCAGCGAUCAGUUUGACGCGUUCAUUUGAGGCAAACACAUCGUAUACGGUUGGAUUGACGGAUGCCUAUGAUAGUUUUACAACGGAUUUACAAGACGUAACACGUAAAACAACUGCAAAUACAACAACGACGACGUAUAGCCUAACACCUAAUAAAUGUUUAGCGGAAUUGGAACGUUUGUAUGCCGAAUUUCGGGCCAGUGAAAGUUUACGUGAGCAAAAAUUACGCAAAUCGCAAAAUCAACUUGAAACGUCGGUCGCUACGGAAAAUAUGCGUUUAAACGUGCCCGCGUCCACCUCUAACUCCGUAAGCCAAAUGGCAACGGAGAUCGGUGGCAAGUCAGUGAGUGAAACUAGAUUAAAUCCCAGUACAAGUAGUGUUUUCUUAACAACCACAAAUAGUGUUACCACUAUAACGAAUCCUUGUCAGCGUACACCGAGUUUAACCAUACAAGUGAAUCAGAAUAAUAAUAAUAAUUCCAAUAAUAAUGUUAAUAAUCCAAAUAAUAAUAACAACAACAAUAAUACAAAUGUUAAUAAUGGAGGUGGUGGCCAAUGUGAAAAUAAUGAAUCUCUACAACAAAAUCAAAUUGUUUUAAAUCAGGCCAUAGUGAAUACAACAACAAAUGGUGUUAGUGUGAUAAAUUGUAAUUAUGUGAAUAAUGUUAAUAAUAAUAACAACAACAAAAGUAUUACAAAUCUAUGCGAUAAUGCAACAAAUACAACAACAACAUCCAAUAAUAAUAAUAAUAAUAAUGUUGUUAAUAAUCUUAAUAAUAAUCAUUGUAGUCCUAAUAAUAUUUCCAAAAAUAUCAAUGAUAAUUCUAGUAGUUGUAGUAGUGGUAGUGCUAAUAAUGUUAAUGAUCCUACACAUAGUUCAGUGCCUCAAGUGUUAAACGUCAAUAAUACAAAUGAUCAAGAAAUUGCAAAAAAUUACCAAAAGCAUUUAAAAAAUUCUCCCAAUACCCAAGUGAAAGUAAUACAAGUAAAUGAAAGUAGUUAUACAAAUACAACAACAAACAAUACUUCAUCAUCUUCUUCCUCGUCAACACCGACAUCAUCGCCACAGCGCACAUUUGCCUCUACGGAGUGUCAAACGGAUGAUAUAUCAGCGGUGCAACUUAGAUCACCAUCGGUUGGUAGGCCGCCAUUAACCUCGACUUCUUCGGCCAACUCGAAUAGCACAUCGAACAAUAAUCGUGAACAAAGACGUCGCGAAAGACGUGAACGUCGUCAUUUACAACAUACUGCUUCCCUAUUGGUUACUCCCACUCACGCUCAUCCCCAUCCCCAUAAUCAUGCCUUACGUCACGGCCACUUAGAUCGUCAUUCUAUGCCGGCCCCUCCUCUACCACCCAUUUUACAUCCUCCCCAUUUACAUCCCGGUCUAGCCGGUAGUUUACAACAAACUGGCCAUAAUGUUGCCAUGUUACGUCCCAUGUUACCCGAUAUAUUACAUAAUCAUUUUCCACCUCCCUACAGUGCAUUGCCACCGCCGCAGUCUAUGACUACUGCUAGUGGUAGUAUGCCACAUCAUAAUGGAUCUCCUAUACCCUUUAGCCAUCCGCAUUCACAUCCUCAUCAUCCUCUGCCACAAACACCGACCGCCACUAUAUUGGGGCCACCACCUCCACCGCCACCAGCUGGUACAACUCUGCUAACAUCCGUGAUAUCGACGGUUCCUAUACCGGGUGCAACACCAAUGGUUAGUGAUGGACGAUUUACGCUACCGUUACCAAUAAUGAGAAGGUGA
This is a messenger RNA of Lucilia sericata (common green bottle fly), 4360 nucleotides long. Its product is annotated as homeobox protein 2-like. NCBI's taxonomy places the organism in Eukaryota, Metazoa, Arthropoda, Insecta, Diptera, Calliphoridae. The record is from RefSeq and is a predicted model, not a curated record. The coding region runs from base 749 to 4360 and encodes 1203 amino acids. The transcript has 3 exons.